AUGGCUACCAGAGCUUUACGCACCUGGGAUAUGUGGGAUGCCACGGUAACUAUCAUCAUUACAUUAACUCAGUUGUUUCGACGAUGUGGUUGCUGGCUCAGGUGGUGUGCUUUUGACAUCUGCCAGAUGGUGUCGGUCUGCUCCAGAAUCGCCUCUGGCACAGUUCAAAAUAACGUCAUCUGCCUUGUUGACAUGUCGAUGUUUCGUGGUAGACUAGCGUUUCUUGCUCUUUCGCUAAUUUUACGUCCAAAACAUUGA
Strongylus vulgaris is the source of this 258-nucleotide messenger RNA. NCBI's taxonomy places the organism in Eukaryota, Metazoa, Nematoda, Chromadorea, Rhabditida, Strongylidae. The record is from the annotation of a GenBank genome assembly.